This is a messenger RNA of Mollisia scopiformis, 732 nucleotides long. RefSeq lists its product as uncharacterized. The transcript has a single exon. The record is from RefSeq and is a predicted model, not a curated record. The annotation marks the transcript as partial. NCBI's taxonomy places the organism in Eukaryota, Fungi, Ascomycota, Leotiomycetes, Helotiales, Mollisiaceae.
UCAAGUGCAGAUUACUGGAAGCCCGUUGCAGGUGUAACGUGGCAAAUACAAAUCAGUGGGACAGUCGACACCAGUGUCGCAGCUGACGUAUUCGACGUGGAUCUGUUCGACACUCCGGCAUCUACUAUCUCAACACUUCAUACCACCGGCAAGAAAGUCAUCUGCUACUUCUCAGCUGGGAGUUACGAAGAUUGGCGUCCCGACCAAAGUUCAUUCCAAUCGUCCGACAAAGGGAGUGCUAUGCAGGGUUGGCAAGGUGAAUGGUGGCUUAAUAUCAAUUCUGCAAACGUGCGGUCUAUUAUGACUAAACGUAUUGAGCUGGCAGCCAGUAAAGGCUGUGAUGGUAUCGAUCCAGACAACGUCGACGGCUAUGCCAACGAUAAUGGUAUCGGCAUUACAGAAUCUAACGCUGUCGACUUCCUCAACUUUCUCGCUAACGAGUCUCAUUCACACGAGAUGGCUAUUGGCCUCAAGAAUGCCCUCGGCCUCGUCGAUGCAGUGCUACCUGUUAUGCAGUGGGCCGUCAAUGAGCAGUGUGAGGAAUACAAUGAAUGCGGGCUUUCGAAGCCUUUCAUUGAUGCGGGGAAGCCGGUCUUACAUAUCGAGUAUCCAGAUUCGGCGCCGAAUGUUAGCCCUGAGGUGAAGAAAGCAAGCUGUGAUGUUUCUGCGGCGAGCGGGUUCUCGACUGUUUUGAAGACUACUGAUUUGAGUGCUUGGGUUGAUCCUUGCUGA